Eruca vesicaria subsp. sativa (arugula) is the source of this 765-nucleotide messenger RNA. The record is from the annotation of a GenBank genome assembly. NCBI's taxonomy places the organism in Eukaryota, Viridiplantae, Streptophyta, Magnoliopsida, Brassicales, Brassicaceae.
AUGCCAGGGAACAAAUUUAAAGUUCGACCACUUGAAGAAGUUCAACAUGACUAUGAAUUGUAUCUCCUCGUACCGCAUCAGUGCAUCACUUUGGUCGCAUCUGAUCCAGCAACCGGUUCUCUCGUAACCUUUCUGGUUGGAGUCUCUGAGCAAAUAUAUGCUAGUUUGGAUUUGAUGGUCUUCAUUGCUAGACCUCAAGGUGAUAAGCCUCGUCGCCAAGAACCAAUUAGGCCAAUUGCUUCCACCGUUGAUCCCUUGGAUGCAUGUGAUGACAGAGGAUUACCUUUCUGGCCGACCGAUUUUGCAGAUACAUCACGUUUCUAUUUGCUGAAAGAAUCAGAGUUGCAGGGCAACGAGUGGAUUCGUCUAUACUUGGAACUUUCUCUUUGUUCAAAUGAUAGGAAUAUUCCAGAAAGCCAUGUAUCACAGCUACAGAUUGUGAGCGUUGCAAUGGAAAAAACUAUUAAACAUUUCACAAGUACCAUUUUCUACAUAACAUUUAAAGGCUUGCCUGUGGCUCGGGUUGGUGAGGAAGGUGAACAUGUUGAGCGCAAAGUCAUAAUUAGAGAGUAUGAGGAUCUAUCUACCGGAUACUACACUCUCAUGGGUGGGUUUGGGUUCUCGGUUGGUGAAGACACUAGUCAUCGCCGUAUGACUCGCCUUGGGACUGGGAGCAUUGAAGAAAUGUACGCUGAGAAGAAGAGGCUGCACCCUACGACUCCCCCAUGUCCAGCCAUCCCCAUUGCUGAUUACUGGAAAAGCUAG